Dreissena polymorpha is the source of this 1626-nucleotide messenger RNA. RefSeq lists its product as uncharacterized. Bases 1 to 1626 code for a protein of 541 amino acids. NCBI's taxonomy places the organism in Eukaryota, Metazoa, Mollusca, Bivalvia, Myida, Dreissenidae. The record is from RefSeq and is a predicted model, not a curated record. The transcript is spliced from 3 exons.
AUGAGGACGUCAUUUGCUUUACUUCUGGCAGUAUUGGCCGUGAGCGCAGUUUCCGGCGCUAACAAAAAAAGCGGAUACCGCUACAGGCGCGUAAACAGUGGAGGACUAGGUGGUGGUGGAUACGAGGGUAGCUACAACGGAGGUGGAUAUGGUGGAGAUAAUGAUGGUGGAUACGGAGGAAGCUACGGUGGAGACGACAGUGGUCGAUAUGGUGGAGGUUAUGAUGGUGGAUACGUACGAGGCUACGGUGGCCUCUCUGGUGGUGGAAACGGAGGCUUUGGUGGAGAGCUAAGCUCUGGAGGUUUAGGUGGCAGGCGCUUUGGAGGCUUCAACGGAAAGAAUGGGUGUUAUGGUGAACACUGCGCCUUUGGCGGAGGCAGUGGUGGAUUCCUAGGUGGCUACGGUGGUGGAAUUGGCGGUGGAUACGGGUCUGGCAACGGAGGCGAUUACGGUGUGGGAGUUGAUUAUAAUGGUGGUUAUGGUGGUGCAAACGGAGGCAAUAACGGUUUCGGAGGUAGUUUAGGUGGUGCAAACGGAGGCAGUAACGGUUUGGGAGGUGGUUUGGGUGUCGGAAACGGAGGCGGUAACGGUUUGGGAGGUAGUUUGGGUGUUAAAAACGGAGGCAGUAACGGUUUGGGAGGUGGUUAUGGGGGUGCGAACGGAGGCGGUAACGGUUUGGGAGGUGGUUUGGGUGUUGGAAACGGAGGCGGUAACGGUUUGAGAGGUGGUUUGGGUGUUGGAAACGGAGGCGGUAACGGUUUGGGAGGUGGUUAUGGUGGUGUAAACAGAGGCGGUGACGGUUUGGGAGGUGGUUUGGGUGUUGUAUACGGAGGCAGUAACGGUUUGGAAGGUAGUUAUGGUGGUGCAAACGGAGGCGGUUACGGUUUGGGAGGUGGUUAUGGUGGUGAUAACGGAGGCAGUAACGGUUUGGGAGGUGGUUUGGGUGUUGGAAACGGAGGCGCUAACGGUUUGGGAGGUGGUUUUGGUGUUGCAAACGGAGGCAGUAGAGGUUUCGGAGAUGGUAAUGGUGGUGCAGACGGAGGCAAUUACGGUUUGGGAGGAAGUUAUGGUGGUGAUAACGGAGGCAGUAACGGUUUGGGAGGUGGUUUGGGUGUUGGAAACGGAGGCGGUUACGGUUUUGGUGGUGGUGUGGGUGUUGCAAACGGAGGCAGUAACGGUUUUGGAGUAGGUUAUGGUGGUACAAAUGGAGGCAGUAACGGUUUGGGAGGUGGUUUGGGUGUUGGAAACGGAGGCCGUUACGGUUCAGGAGAUGGUUUGGGUGUUAAAAACGGAGGCGGUUACGGUUUGGGAGGUGGUUUCGGUGGUGGAAACGGAGGCGGUAACGGUUUGGGAGGUGGUUAUGAUGUUGCAAACGGAGGCAGUAACGGUUUGGAUGGUAGUUUCGGUGGUGGAAACGGAGGCGGUAACGGUUUGGGUGGUGGAAACGGAGGCGGUUACGGUUUUGGUGGUGAUUCCGAUUAUGGAUACGGGGGCGAUAACGGUGCGGGAGGUGGUUUCGGUGGUGGUUUGGGCGUUAGUUCGGUUGGACGUGUUGGUGGUAAUCGGCAAUGCAAGUGUGAGAAGAAAUGCAGCAGAGGGAAAAGGUGGCUGAUAAGGGUCAGUUGA